AUGGGCGGGUUGUCCACUUCCUUGCUUUAUAAUGGCAGUAAAUUUAUUGGAAGUCAAAAAAGCAAAGGCAAUAGCUACGAUGUGGAGAUUAUUCUGCAAAACGUAGAUAUGGAGAAUUCUUUCAUAUGUGGCUACUUGACGAUUAAGAACUUAACUGAUGAAUACCCUUAUCUGACAACUUUUUUUGAUGGAGAAAUAAUCGGCAAAAAGUAUCCUUUUCAUACUCGAAAAUGGGAUGCUGAUGAAGAUGUCGAUCGGAAACACUGGGACAAAUUUUCUCCCUUUCUUCAGUUUUCUAAAAAUUUUAACUCUGAUGAUUUUAAUUACGACGAAUUAGCUAACUUGGGCUGUGUAUUUAUGCGUUGGAAGGAACAUUUCUUGGUACCAGAUCACACAGUCAGAGAUAUUAACGGAGCCUCAUUUGCCGGAUUUUAUUAUAUUUGCUUCGAGAAGUCAAAAGCAAAGAUUGAAGGAUACUACUACCAUCGAAAUUCGGAACGGUUUCAAUCUCUCAGUUUGACACACGUGGCUGCAGAUAAUACUACAGUAUAUCAGUUCCGAUAA
This is a messenger RNA of Trichoplax adhaerens, 564 nucleotides long. RefSeq lists its product as uncharacterized. The transcript is spliced from 8 exons. Gene Ontology annotation, biological process: protein catabolic process in the vacuole; proteasome-mediated ubiquitin-dependent protein catabolic process; negative regulation of gluconeogenesis. The record is from RefSeq and is a predicted model, not a curated record. NCBI's taxonomy places the organism in Eukaryota, Metazoa, Placozoa, Uniplacotomia, Trichoplacea, Trichoplacidae. Bases 1 to 564 code for a protein of 187 amino acids. Gene Ontology annotation, cellular component: extrinsic component of membrane; GID complex.